Cloeon dipterum is the source of this 869-nucleotide messenger RNA. It is a transcript of the gene TfIIA-S, whose product is annotated as Transcription-factor-IIA-S. Gene Ontology annotation, biological process: transcription initiation at RNA polymerase II promoter; RNA polymerase II preinitiation complex assembly. The coding region runs from base 134 to 451 and encodes 105 amino acids. NCBI's taxonomy places the organism in Eukaryota, Metazoa, Arthropoda, Insecta, Ephemeroptera, Baetidae. The transcript is spliced from 3 exons. Gene Ontology annotation, cellular component: transcription factor TFIIA complex. The record is from RefSeq and is a predicted model, not a curated record. Gene Ontology annotation, molecular function: RNA polymerase II general transcription initiation factor activity; TBP-class protein binding.
AAGUAGAGUAAUGGCGGAGUAAAGCACAAACACUACAGCUUACUAAGUUUAGUAGUCAGGUGUUUUGCUGUUUCCUUCAGUUUUCAGUAGUGGUAAAUCCUGCAUCCCUUUGUCCUAACUGAUUAUUUCCAUAAUGUCUUACCAACUCUACCGAAAUACCACUUUGGGGCACACUCUUCAAGAAUGCUUGGAUGAGCUUGUUGAGUACGGCCAUUUAUCUACCCAGUUAUCAGCUCAGGUGAUGCUACAAUUUGACAAAUCCAUUAACACUGCCCUCGCGUCAAGGGUCAAGUCAAAACUCCAAUUCAAAGCAAGUAAGCUGAAUACUUACCGCUUCUGUGACAAUGUGUGGACCUUCAUGCUGUCUGAUGUCGAAUUCCGUGAAAUUCAAGAAGUCGCCAAAGUGGACAAAGUGAAAAUUGUUGCUUGCGAUGGAAAAAGUGACCACUGAACUUUGUUGAACUGACCAGUUAUAUUCAAUAAAUUUAAGGCUACUCAUAUUCUGUGGUUUGAGAGUUAAUUCGUUUCUUAUAAUAGGUUUAGCUCACCAAUUUGUACAGUAAAAUAUUUUCAUACUGAGAGAUUCUUCAUGUUGAAUAAUACAAUUGGGUUAAAACUGAAUUCCCCACCUUAGUACAGUUUUAACAGCUUCAAAUUUAUAACGUAAUGCGCACCCUUCUGUGUUUUUUUCAAUAUAAUAAUCCUUUUUAAGGAAAAAUCUCCAAGAGGAUGGCGCUAGCUUUUCAUUGAAGAAGAGUCAGCAAGCAUACUUAAUUUUGUUAUUGCGAUCUAUUUAAAUUUGAACUAUAACAGUGUUGAUUUUACUGCGCAACGUCAAUUGGAGUCAAUAAAUUGAAUAUGAACUGAUA